Molecule: messenger RNA, 2701 nt
Organism: Cottoperca gobio
Lineage: Eukaryota; Metazoa; Chordata; Actinopteri; Perciformes; Bovichtidae
Gene: cldn19
Product: claudin 19
Exons: 5
Coding region: 548-1204 (218 amino acids)
Cellular component (GO): bicellular tight junction; membrane
Molecular function (GO): structural molecule activity
Source: RefSeq, a predicted model, not a curated record
UCCUACUAUCCCUCAUUGAGCCACUUGAGCCUGGAGCAGAUGGAAAGAUUGUAGUGGGGCAAAGUAAGCAAGCAGCAGAGAGAGAGAAAAUUGGAAGAAGCCAUGCAGAGAGUGAGGCAGCCCAGCGACAAUGCUUGAUUGAACUGAACCACUGACCACCAGAAAGGCUUUCUUCCACUUUGACUGAGCCCCAGAGAGAUUAAGGAAUCAGAUAGCACAGUCCUCAGAGGAGACAUCAACUCAUCGUCCCAACUGACGGGCAAAUACCAGUCCAGGACGUGGAGAGCUCAAGCAAAGAGUUAGAGACGAAGAGAAAGAGGGGAUAUCUACAGAUGACAGAUCAAGCAGAGAGACAAAAGGAGAUGCCCAGAGUGACCAGAUAGAGAAGAGAAAAGUGAAGUAACAGGUUUGCUACAGGUGUGUCCACAAGGACAGCUCAAAGAAAAGGGCGACACAUCAGAGUCAGCCGCACAAACAGCUGUUGCAAGUAAAACAGGGAGUGAAAGAGCGAGAGCAGACAUAAGUAGAGGGACAGAGCUAGAUAAGGAUGGCCAACUCAGGUCUCCAGUUGUUGGGUUAUUUCCUGGCGUUGGGCGGCUGGAUCGGCAUCAUCUCCACCGUUGCCUUGCCCCAGUGGAAGCAGUCGUCGUACGCUGGCGAUGCCAUCAUCACGGCCGUGGGUCUGUACGAGGGGCUGUGGAUGAGCUGCGCCUCACAGAGCACAGGACAGGUGCAGUGCAAGAUCUUUGACUCCAUGCUCUCGCUGGACAUCCACAUCCAGACAUGUCGGGCCCUCAUGGUAGUGUCAGUACUGCUGGGCUUCAUGGGCAUCAUCAUCAGUGUGGUGGGCAUGAAGUGCACUAAGGUGGGAGAUAACAACCCAGCAACCAAAACCCGAAUCGCUGUGACCGGAGGAGCUCUCUUCCUGCUUGCAGGUAUAUGUACACUGGUGUCUGUGUCCUGGUAUGCCACUCAGGUGUCCUAUCAGUUCUUCAACCCAAACACACCGCCCAACGCCAGGUAUGAGUUUGGCUCGGCCCUGUUUGUGGGCUGGGCCGCGGCCAGUCUGACGGUGCUGGGCGGUGCCUUGCUGUGCUGCUCCUGCUCUAAAGAGGAAAUGCGAGGGCAACAAUAUUACCGCCAAUCACAGCCUUCCACAGCCAGGGAGGCAGAGUUGUUGAGUGAAACUAGUUUCCCUGACUGAUCAGCCCCUGCCUUUUUAUCGAAGACUGUCCGACUGUCCAACCACUGUCUUCCCCUUUUUCUCCCUGUUAUCUCUUAGACCCUCAAUUUGGACCUCUUGAAGUAGAAUAUUCCCUUUUCCUCAGUACUACAUCUGCACCUUAUUAGUCUUAUUGGGAAUCAAGAUGCAUUGUCUUCUCCCAUUAUUUUGUUACCUUCUGAGCCUUUUUCUGUAAAUAUGGACUCUUAAAGGAUAUGUGACUAGACCUUCUAUUUAAGAAAUGAGAUGGCCUCCACCCUUUCAGCCUGUCAACCCUCUACUACACCUCCCACACCCUCCCCUGUCUCUCUAUUGGCCGAAAGUUAACAAUGAGUUGAAACCCCUUGUGGUUCUGUUGCGCUGAUUUAUGAUUUUACUUAUAUCCUAUGACCUCUGGGUGUUUUUGUAAAUGUGUCUUUUGUUUGUUUUGUGCGCUGUGACUGUACUUUGACUGAAACAUGUCUUUUUUUUCCCUUUUGAAUUGCAGACCAAAUGUUAAAAGUACCCCACCAGAGAAAAGGGAGCAGUACUUGUAGUUUGGGAGAGUCUUCUGGCCAUACCAUGGUUUAGAUUCUGUCAACAGACAAAACCCUCUCACUGAGGAAUUCAAAACAGACAAACAGACAAACAGACACCAUUAAAGAAAGAAUUUAUGAAAAGCAACCUUUCAAAGCAUAUUGCAGCAACAUCAAUUUGAGUCUUUGUUGAAGUAAAAUAAAAGUGUUUUGGAAUGUUUUAUGAUAUAUUUGCUUCGGUAGGAUGAGAACGAUGAUAUCCUGGUCUUGUCUGUUUUGUUGACUUUGGGAGAGACAGUCAUUCAGGGUAUGUUUUCUAUAACAUGUUAAAAUGCCCGGGUGUAUAUACCACCUACUCUAUUGUUUUAUUUUUAUUUUUACUACAUAUAAAAUGUUUUACUACUUGUGCCUUAUAACACAUGUUUGUGCACAUGUAUGUUUUGGACUUGCGUUCUUUAAAGUCUCCCAUCCCUUCGGAGGGAUGCUUCCAUAGUUCCUCUGCCAGCAGUUCUGUGUGCCUUUUUCUAUUGUUGGAUUUCUGAAAAUGAAUGUGAAGCUACUCUACAGUACCACUUAUGAAACAACAAAUACAUACAUACCAUUUAUCUUAAGCAUAGUGCCUUAUGCCACUGUUUGUAAUAAGCUGUGUGCCUGUUUCCAAGUAGCCUGGAUUGAGGAUAUACCCAGUACAUUCAUUUUGUUUGGUUAAGUGCCAAUAUGAUUCUGUGUGAAUGACAGAGUCAUUGUAUUUCUGACUCUAAAGGACAUACUGUACUGUGUGUUGUCUCCUGUACUAAGGAACGCCAGUUUGCUGAGUGUUCAAAUGCCCUUUUGAUGCCUGCAUUUAUUUACCAUGCCAUUCCUUUCUCUAAUAUUUACCUCCUCAAUGUUGUGUAUCAUCUCAUUUACAGUAUACCCUUGUCUGUUUCUUCUAGAAUAAAGUAAACAGAGACAUAAAAAUGGA